AUGGUGGUGGACCCAGGCAUGAAGUCACUUUUUUGGUCAUCACUUGCAACGGGAACAGAGCAGCACACGGCGCAAUUCAUGGCCGCGCAACUGGAACGAGUGAUUGCUGAAAUUCAUCGCGAAACAAGAGCUCUGGUCGUUGGUGUACUGACGGACAAUGCACCUAACAUGGCAAGUGCAUGGGAGCUUUUGGAGAACAAGUUACCUGUCUUUGGUGGAGAUAUUUUUAAGAAGAUACUCUUUAUGAAGAAGAUCAAGGAAGACGCGCUUUCUAUUGUCCACUUCGUUCGAGAGCAUCAUGCACUUUUGGAUCAGUUUCGCCAUCUUCAGCGCACCCAAAUUCCACCCGACCAAGCACGCCAUGCACUAGUAAUCCCAGUAGCAACCCGAUGGUACACCGCGCACGCAUGCCUCCGAAGUGUUCUUCACAACCGUGCUAUUCUCGAGGACCUCUUUCAGUCGUCGCGCCACGCGCAUUUGAUGGAGAGAUACAACGCCCCGGCCACUGUGAGAUCCAAGCUACUGUUCGUGAAGGAACUAAUUGGCUCAGAUUUCUUUUGGCAAAAUCUCGCGUUCGCUGUUGCAAUGGUUGUCCCUGUAAUCGAGGCACUGCGCGAGCUCGAAUCCGAUGGCGUUCCGACUAUGUCGCGGAAUACUCGAAGAAGGGUGAGGGCUGAGUUUUACGGAUUUGUCAACGAGCGAUGGAAAUUUGUACACACUAACGCAAUCAGUAUAGCGUAUCUCCUCGACCCGAACACGGAUCCGGACGGCUUUAUCGACAGCGAUGAGGCGGAUAGCAUCAGUCAAGCUUGCGCGUUCGCGGUCAGGACAGGGAUGCUUGAUAGGCUCGAGAUAACUCGCGCGCAGCUAAACCGUUGGCUGUAUGCUUUUGCCGACGAGAAGCGCAGCUAUACGGAGGAGGACAAGGAAAAGAACGCCGGCGCGUUCCCGCGCCACUGGUGGCGGAGUCAUGCGAAGCAAGCAAAUGCAAAGAUUGGCUACAAAGCUCUGAAUCUGCUCGCAAGCUACGUCUUCAGCAUUCCGACCUCUUCUGCAUCCAGCGAGCGAGCGUGGAGUAUAUUUGACUACAUCCACACGAAGAAAAGGAAUCGUCUGUCGACAACAAAGGUUGAGAUGCUAGCGUUCGUCUACAUCAACAGUGCCGCAAAAACAAACGUCAAACUGGAUCUCGCUCGCCUGCAGUUGUAUCCAGAAGCUGAAGAGCACGACAUCGAGGUCAACAACCACGAGGACACGCUAGUAAUGUAG
This is a messenger RNA of Phytophthora sojae, 1269 nucleotides long. RefSeq lists its product as hypothetical. Bases 1 to 1269 code for a protein of 422 amino acids. The record is from RefSeq and is a predicted model, not a curated record. Lineage: Eukaryota; Oomycota; Peronosporomycetes; Peronosporales; Peronosporaceae. Gene Ontology annotation, molecular function: protein dimerization activity. The transcript is spliced from 3 exons.